Peronospora matthiolae is the source of this 369-nucleotide messenger RNA. The record is from the annotation of a GenBank genome assembly. Lineage: Eukaryota; Oomycota; Peronosporomycetes; Peronosporales; Peronosporaceae.
AUGCGUCUUUGCUUGGCCCUGAUUCUAGUCGUAGCGACCUUCAUCGUGGGUUACGUCAGCUCCAUUGAUGUCGAUCAGCACUCGGCAAGAGACCUCAACAACGAGCGCACAAAAGAUAAUCAGCUUCGUGUGGAGGGCAACAUCCAGGAGGAGAGAAUGGCCAACGCUGCUGAUGUCGCUGAUACUAUCUCGAAGCAGGUUACUUCGCUGACUGAACGGGCAACGCAAGAAAAAGCAUGGCUCGAGGAAGGUGGCAACGUACGGCCAAGAACUUUUUGUGAACAUUUCGCAGGUGGCCUUCUGGCGCUACUUACUGCCGCUAUCUUGAUUGGUGGUGGCAUUGCCGCUGUCGCGCUACGGUCAAAGUAG